Molecule: messenger RNA, 6584 nt
Organism: Penaeus indicus
Lineage: Eukaryota; Metazoa; Arthropoda; Malacostraca; Decapoda; Penaeidae
Gene: wapl
Product: wings apart-like protein homolog
Exons: 14
Coding region: 412-3963 (1183 amino acids)
Source: RefSeq, a predicted model, not a curated record
CGGGCGCGGAAUAGAAAGCGGGCAGGGGAGGCGAGGGUCCCGAGGGCCUCACGGGCGAUAAUGGCGGAAUAUGAAAACACUCGGCCGCUCUUGCUGGCGCGGACGCUGUGACGGUCGCCUGCCCUCGCGACGGCCCUCGGAUCUCCGCUCGGAAGUGAAACGGAAAAGAGUUGUUUGUGAUUCGAGUGUCGGUGUUUGCGGUGCGUGAAGUGGAGGUGACAGAUGUGAUGCCAUUCCUCAAAGAAUAACUGUUGGAGACGAUGGCGAGAGAGUGACGGUAAAGACGAAAUCCGCUGGGUGUCUGCCGCCUUGUCUGUGCGUCCACUGUAUUGUUAUGAGUACAAUAUUGUGCGUGGAAUCAUCGUUUGGGAUGUACAAAGGUCUGUUUACACUUAAAGUGCAUUCAUCAAGAUGACUGGCAGAUAUAGCCGAACAUACAGCCGUAAAAAAGCUGCUCCACCCCCUAUCAGCCAGUUUGACAAGCUAGUGACUGAGCCGGGUGGCAGCAGCACCAAGCCCUCGGCAACCAAGACUGCCGGACAUGUGGGGAAGUGGGGGAUUACGUCAUUCACAUCCAUCAGGAGCAUCAAUGGAGGCUUUGGCAAAGAUGACAGCAAUAAGAGGUCUCACCCAGAUGACUCCCCACCAUCAAGUAUUGCUGACGAUGCAUUCAGCUUUGAUGGUGGGAGCACAGCCAAUGGGGCAUCACUUCAGGUGAAACCUCCAAACUCCACAUACAGUAAACCCCGAAAGUUUUUCAAAAGUAGAAAUGUGGAUCCGGUGAGUGAGCCUGUUGCUGCAAAACCCAGUAUUAUAGAAAAGACUCGAGCCAAAGGAUACGAUGGGCUGAGUAACCUGAAAAUACCGCCCUUGUCCUCCUUUGAGACCCCAGACUCGAGUCAGGGGACAGUGAAAGACAGUGUUGAUUUGUCAGACCAAAGUGCUUUUGACAAACUUGUGACAAGUGGUGGAAACAAAUCAAACUUCACAGAGGCUCCAAGUGGCCAGAAAUCUAGUAGUGGGAUCAAGCUUAAGAUUUUCAAAAGUCGAAAUGUGGCCUCUUGUUCUCAGGAAACAUAUUCUAGCACCGUGGAGCUGCCCAGUGACGACUCCCGUGCAAACAGCGCCUCGACGAGCGUGGCCAGUUCUCCAUCCACAAAAGACUUGAGUGAAGAGAACCGAGAUUCGUCGGAGGAGCUCAUGCCCUCCAGCUCCCCGCCGGCAGAGUACAAAGAAUCCCAAGUCAGUUCAACAUCUCUCAUAUCACAACAGAAUGCUUACCAUUCUCCUGAAAGACUUGCCUCACCAGACAGGACAAUUAACUCGACUUACGAUUCUAGUUUUGAGUUCGCGGGACUGGUGGACCAGAGAACUGGGUUGCCAAUUUUAGGUGAAGAUAGUGACUAUAGCUUUUCAGGUACCAAAUCAAACAGUGAAACUCCCCAGUUAGGCAGCAAAAGAACCUAUGGUACCAAAGUCUCAAAAUCUCGAGAACUGAACAAAUACAUCAGCAACAAAAUGGUCUCAUUGUCAGACAUUGAUACUCAACCUAAUACAUUGAGUGAAGUUUGUAGUGGUUCCUUAACUGAUGAUUUUGAUAUAUUUGGUGUGGGAUCAAGUGACUUCACAGAACCACAGAAAACCCCUCCUCCAGUCACAGGGAGAGUGGACAGUCCCACUGUGUCUUCAGGGGGAGGCGGAGAGAGUGAUAACUUUGAUUUGUUUAGUACAGAUUUCGAUGAAAAUGAUAUUGAAGACCGGACCAAUAUUGAUUGUGGGACUGGGGUGUUGCCAGUCCAAAAAGACUCUCCUUCAAUGGGUGCCACACAGGAAAUGGAGGACUUGCUUUUCUCGUCUCAGGGUUCAUUAAUGACUUCGCAAUCGUCCGCCACUUCCUCCUGUGCAUCUUACAAGAGAAGUAAUUCCACCAAGUCUGAGCCUGAGGGUGUGAAGAAGCCAGAGCAGCCGCCACUGGUCAAGAAGCGCAGCAUCUUCAAGAGCCGUGAUGCUGACCGCGAUGCAAAGAAGAGAGCAACGUACAGACACAAGUGGCACGACCAGGAGGAGAAGGACGAUGCAGCUAAGGAGAAGCCGACUCUUCAGAGCAGUCAGAGUGUGAAAUCAGCCACAUCCUCCUUUGAUGACUUUGACUUUGACCCUCCAGCCACCCUCAAGAGAGUCCAGACAUGGCCUGGAUCCUCAUCAACUGCUGACAUGGAUGACUCCUAUGACAACCAAACAGUGACCAGUGUCAAAUGUGCAAAGAAUGCAAAACAAUAUUACACAGUUGUCAAGAAUGUGAAGAGAACGCAUCAGCUGCAAGAAUCUGGUGAGUUCCAGGAAUUCAAUGACGAUGUGGAAUACUUCCUUGAUGCCUUGCGUUCCUCCAUGCCUGUCUCCACCCGGUGCCUGGCUGCAUUGAACCUGGCUCAGAAGUGUAUGGUGCCAGGCUUCAGGAUGCAUUUACGAGCUCAUGGCACUGUGAUCAAAUUCUUCAGUGCUCUCUCAGAUGCACACUCAGAUCACAGACUGGCCAUCUGUGCAGCUACUGUGAUGUUCACGCUGAGCCAAGACCGCCUCAACAUGGACCUGGACCGUGAUUCUCUGGAGCUGAUGCUGAAUCUGCUCGACACGGAUGCAGAUGCCUCCGACAAUACCCUCGUGGACAUGGCAGAAGUGGACCACAACAAAAAGAAGAUCCGUGAGCUGUGUCGGGACAUGCAGAAGAAAGGCCACGCAAAGCAUCUCAACCUGAACAACAUCACUGCUGGCCACCUUGCGAUGGAAACGUUGCUGAGUCUGACCUCAAAGCGAGCAGGAGAGUGGUUCAAAGAAGAGCUGCGGGAGUUGGGUGGAGUUGAGCACUUGAUUCGCACCAUCACCCAUUGCACACAGAUGUUCACCCCUGAUCUUGAGACCUGGACACACCCACUUCUUGAAAAGUUGUCGAAGGUUGACCGCUGCCUCAAAGUUAUAGAAAAUGUGACGCACCAAAACACAGCCAACCAAGAGUACCUCCUGACGUUCCAAGACGGCAUAUUCCCGGAGAAACUCAUGUACCUGUAUCGGCUGUGUCACGUAGAGGUGCCCCUGUAUCCAGUCAGUGAUACAGAGAACCAGAAGACCAUGGUAGGUGGGAUGUCGACCGGCCAGUUGCUGGUGCAGACCCUGCUCACUACCAUCAAAGUCCUAAUAAACCUCACACACAACAGUGGAAAGGAAGCCAUGGGUAGCCGUCUUCUGGGCAAUGAGCAAGAGGUGUAUGAUAUUACACUCUAUUGCCUCCUGAUCAUGCCACGAUACUUAGCACAUGACACCAGAUUCGAGAUCUUGAUCCUGGCCUGUUGUCUUCUGUUGAACCUGGUUGAGCAUAGUAAAUCAAACCGCAACCUGCUGAUGAAAAGCAAGGCGCCAGAAUUCCUGGAUGAUGAUGACAAUGAUUGCUUUGGUGGCAAAGGAGAGAGGAAGGGAGCCAUGCAAGCUCUCGUAGAACUGUUCUACCGCUGUGAGGAAAGUGCCCGGCAGCAGGAAGCCCACACAGAUGACCUCAUUGACAAUGACUUGUCAGAGAAGGCACAGAAGGAGGAUGACAGAAAAGAUGAUGAAUUGGAAGAGACUGUGGCCAAGUUACUACAAAAGGCAGGCCAUCACAUGGAGGACACACUGGUAGCUGCAUACACUGCCCUGCUUACAGGCUACUGCAUCAUGGAGGAUGAGGAGUGUGAGGCCGAGAUCCGUAGCAUGUUACCUGACGCCAACUUUAACCUGAUGGUUGUGGUACUGAAGAAAUUCCUCCACUUCAUGGACCUCACUGCCACGACAAGCCUCUUGAGAAGCCUGAAGCCCACCCAGCGUGUGGUCAAGUACAUGGAGAAGCUGGACCGCACGGAGCAGGAAGAGGCAGAGGAGGAGAGAAAAAAGCAGGAACAGAAGGAAUUGGAGUUUGAUGCUUUUGGUUUUUAAGUUACACAAUAACUUCAGUAUGAAUUUCUGUCUCUGUAUAUAGGAAGGCAUCUUUAUACAGCGACUUCUUUUUUUCUUUUCAUCUGUUUUAUUUUUAUUGUCAUGGAAAUGUGAUAAUUUAUAAGUUGUUCACAGUUUAUUUAUUUAUUUAUUGUUAUUUUUUAAUGUAGAUCACAGCACAACUGUGGUAGAAAACAAAAGAAAACAAAACCAUCAAAAUUCCUCAUAUUUUGGAGAGUACGAACAAUGACACAAUAUUCAGGAAAACUUGUAUAGAAAUGAGAGCCUCACACGAGGGAGACGACACUGGCCAUCCAGCCGGAAUUGCCCUAUGCUCUUUGGGUCCCGGCUGGGGGCGGGACAGUCGCUCCCUCUUCCUCUUCCUCCUGAUUCUUUUUUUUUCUUUUUUGUCUGCGGCGCCAAGAGUACAAUUUGCAUUUUUCUCCCAUGCAUCCAAUGGUAGCUUAGGGUAGGUAGUGCAAUAUUCUGCAGCAACCUCCACAUCAUUUGUAUUUUUUCCCCUCUCUACCAUUCAACUCUUACUGGCCAACCAGAAAAAUAAUAAAUAAAUAAUAUAAUAAUAAUAAUUAAAAACCAAAGAUGUCAGAGCACCUUGAGAAGCCUCCCGCUGGGCUCCACACUGCCCCCCCCCCUCCCUUCCCCCUCCCUUUCCCCUGUCUCCCUCUUUCCCCCCCACCUUGCCACCCCCCCCCCCUCCCCUACCCCCUCCCCUACCCCCCAACCCCUGAUGGCACAGCAGGAGACCCCCGGGCAGCAAGCAUCAAGGAUACAGGACGGGAGAGAGGUGUAGCUUGUAGUGUUAUUCUAGUGUGUAGCCGAAGUGUAGUGUCUUUUACAGUUAAACAAAAAAAUACACAAAAAAUUUGAGAAUCCUGACAAUUGUAUGAUAGAUGACUAUUUUUUUGCCAAACUGUAUUUGAAGUUUCUGUAUUGAAGUCAGUAUCCACUCAUUCUCUGUCUAGCAGUGGUGGCUGAUUGAAUGCAUGUUUUUUUAUGUGAGUGCAUCAUAUAUUUUUUUCCUGUUUUUAUUAUUUUUUAAAACUUAAAUGUGUUACUUUUAUGUGCAGGACUUGGCAAAUCUUUACAUCCACAUGAUCAGAGGACAUUUUUUCACGUGUGGGGUAAAGGCAUGCAGACUCCUCUGGAAAUUUUUGUUUCUACCAGUGACCUGAUUUUAUUAGUGAUGAAGGGAGUGCAUUCAUGUCUUCAUGAGGGUUAGUUUUUAUUUCUCAAACUUCGUAUGAGAGUGGAGAGUAUGCAUGCUGUUAUAAAUGUCUCAUACAUUUCCAGCAAAAAAAAAGAAAAAAAGAAAAAAAAAAAAGAAAAGAAAAAAGAAUGCACCAAUUUUUUUCUUUUUCUUUUUUUUCCCCCCUCUUUUCCUUCUAUUCUUUUUAUAUAAAUGAAGGGGUUCCCGGUGUUGAACCUUAGAACAUUUCCUCUUAUGUAGUAACCUCCCAGAGAUCUCAGAAUAUAAUAUUUUAUGUUGAUGAUUUCAUCUUGUCUUACAUUUUUUUUUUUUUUUAUAUAGAUAUACAUAUUUUCCCCCUGCAUAACAUGAUAUUUAAUUCCCUCCCUUGUAAACUGAUGAAGAGUGAGAUUGUGGUAUCACAGUAGUUGUGUUCAUUCACAUAUGACGGGCAACACAUUCACAGAGCCAAUGUUUUGCUUAAUUUCUCUGUCUCCCAUCAUUUUUUUUUUCUCUCUCUCUCUCUCUCUCUCUCCCUCAACUUUAAAAAGAGUAGUAUACACCAUGGGCAGUUGUUGUCUGCUAUUGUUUAUAUGGCUGAGAUAAGGGAUCACACUGAUCAUGUCCUUGGUGACCCAUUUGGUUGGAGUUGUAAGAAAGAAAGAAAGAAAGAUGGAAAAAAAGACAUUAGAUCUAGUUAAUCAAAAUGUCUAAAUAUGUUAUUCAGAUCUAGCCCAAAAUUUUCAGGAGUAUAAUUUCAGAUAAAAAAAAACAAAAACAAAAAAACAAACAAAGGGGCCAAGUCAGGCUUAAGAAAACAACUGGUGUUUGGGUUAUGUUUGGACACCUUGCCAAAAGGGUCUCUUGAGGUUGUUCGUUUUCUACCAUUGGCCAAAGAUGAGAUAUACCUCCAUGUCAUUUGUGAACAAAAUCACAUAACUGACAUCCAAAGUUUGAAACAAUCAAAUAAUAUAAUACAUUUAUUAUUUUGCCAGAAACACUGUGGCUACAAGCUCAAUUCAGUUUUUAUUUAAUGUUUUCUUUUUUUCUCUUAAUAUAGGAAGUCCUGUCUAAUUUGCACUUUUUCAGAGCUUUUUUCCACUUAUCAAAUUUCAUAACAUCUUUUUCUCAUCACCCAUUGAAAUUUACACAUGUUAGCUUUGUUACAACUGUUGCACAAAUAGAGUACUUGGUACCAUACAUUCCAUAGGAGCUGUUGAAGCAUUGCCUCACUAUGAGGUAAUAAAUUGUAUGUGUAUUUGUGAUAGCGCACUCUUGCAACCAAACAUGUACCUAAGGCUCAACCACUGUGGUUCUGGCAGGAGCCUUUCUUUUCAUACUAUAAUUGCUCAGUGAAAUAUUGUAUGUGGGAAUCUGCUGGAUUGUAAUAGGAAUAUGCAUAGCUUAAAAAUAA